Trematomus bernacchii (emerald rockcod) is the source of this 2370-nucleotide messenger RNA. RefSeq names its product SH3-domain GRB2-like endophilin B1a (gene sh3glb1a). The record is from RefSeq and is a predicted model, not a curated record. Gene Ontology annotation, biological process: membrane organization. Bases 153 to 1247 code for a protein of 364 amino acids. The transcript has 9 exons. Gene Ontology annotation, cellular component: membrane; cytoplasm. Lineage: Eukaryota; Metazoa; Chordata; Actinopteri; Perciformes; Nototheniidae. Gene Ontology annotation, molecular function: protein binding.
UCUCUUGUGCUGUAUAUACUAUCUUUGUCAGGUUCAACAGCUGGGUGGAACUCCGACAAAAAGUUGCUUCAAUGACAUUUUCUAUAGGGAUGAAAGUUUGACUCUGAGACAAGCUAUCUGUUGUAUGAAGUGUUUAUUUCCACCACGGUGUCAUGGAUUUUAAUGUUAAACGGUUAGCUGCAGACGCCGGUACUUUCCUGAGCCGCGCGGUACAAUUUACAGAAGAGAAACUUGGCCAGGCUGAAAAGACUGAGUUGGAUGCCCAUUUGGAGAAUCUUCUGAUCAGAGCUGAGAACACCAAGCAAUGGACAGAAAGGAUUAUGAAGCAGACAGAAGUCUUACUACAGCCCAACCCAAAUGUCCGGCUAGAAGAAUUUGUGUACGAGAAACUGGAGAAGAAAGCCCCUACACGAAUGAACAACCAUGAGCUGUUGGGCCAGUCCAUGAUUGAAUCAGGGGGUGAAUUUGGUCCUGGCACUGCCUAUGGAAAUGCUCUGAUAAAAUGCGGUGAGACGGAGAAGCAGAUUGGUGGGGCCGAGCGGGAGUUAAUCCAUAGUUCUGCCAUCAACUUCCUGACACCUUUCAGGAACUUUCUGGAGGGCGACUUCAAAACCAUCCUGAAAGAAAGGAAGCUACUGCAGGUCAAACGUUUGGAUUUGGAUGCAGCCAAAACCCGACUAAAGAAAGCCCGGAUGACUGAUGCUAGAGCUGCAGCCGAGCAGGAGUUGAGGAUGUCCCAGAGUGAGUUUGAUCGGCAGUCGGAGAUCACCCGACUGCUGCUAGAAGGCGUCAGCAGCACACACGCGCACCACCUCCGCUGCUUGAAUGACUUUGUGGAGGCGCAGACUACAUACUACGCCCAGUGUUACCAGUACAUGGUGGAUCUCCAGAAGCAGCUGGGCAGUUUCCCCUCGACCUUCUCCAACAACAACCAGUCGUCGGCGUCGGGGGGGGCCAGCAUCUCGGUGCCCACCAUCCCGGUGUCGGCCUCCCUGCCCAGCGUGUCCGCGGGUCACGGCAGCUCCACGGCGUCGGGGGGGUUCAACGAGCUGAGGAGCUCCAACGGCAGCCGCAAAGCCCGAGUGCUCUACGACUACGACGCCGCCAGCAGCAGCGAGCUCUCCCUGCUGGCUGAUGAGGUGAUCACAGUCGGCAGCGUCCCAGGCAUGGACUCAGACUGGCUGAUGGGGGAGCGCGGCAACCAGAUGGGCAAAGUGCCCAUCACUUACCUGGAGCUGCUUAACUGAGACCCCCCCCCCCCCCUUUCAGCCCUCUGUAACCAGCUGUGAUCUCAUAUUUAUAUAUUGUGUUGCAGGGCCACUUUCUCUUCCAUUCAGCCAUUUUACAAUGAGUUAUAUUUCUAUGAAAAGGAGUCUCACUUUUAGCAGACUCAAUUGGAAUGAAUAUUUUGAGUGAAAGGAAGCCCGAUCCCCGAUGUGUGUUUGUACCUAACUGCAGUACAUUUCUAAAACCUGCUUCCACGCCUCCUUUGUGUUUGAUCCCAUGCAAUAUGUGCCAGAACAUCUCCCAAAUUGUAUCUUAAAAAAGAAAAAAAAAUUGCUUUUGUUUACACAUAUAUCUCAGAUGGUGAUUUCAGUGCUUUUAUCGUGAGGGUUUUAUAUCCCUCACUGCAAGUUUUCAAUACACAUUAAGUACAAAAAUGAACUUCAGUUUGAAGCAGAGAUUGAUACUGAUCAUAAAGUCUUAUUUUAUAAUUGAUAAUCUUAUUGUGCAGAAGCCGUUAUGAUUAUCCAAAAUAUGAAUUAUUUUUUUUUUGUGAGUCGGCUUUAUUCAGUUUAACACAUUCGAUUGAUGACCGAGUUAAAAAUAAGAGACGUUGAAACUGCUGAUAACCAAGAAGUUCCAAAACUCACUUGGCAUUAUUAUUGCCAGACAUUAUUUAGUGCCUAUCACCGUGAAUCGGCCUUUCUAAUAAUCAAUUGCCUUUUUGUAGCUGCUGCAGCAGUAUUGAGACUAAAUCAGUCUCCUUUUCUAUUAUUGAACCCCAAUAUUCUAAGUUAUUGACAAUUGAACACAAGCAUUUCCACGUUUAUAUUCAAUUUAUUUACCAGAAGACGUUUUGUGUCUGAUUAAAUUAUUAAUUUGUGUAUUCUCCAUUUAUCCAAACUUUGUGACAUGUUAGUCAUCUCUGGUGUUGGUUGACUUAACUUUAUAAAAAAAUAUAUAUACUUUUUUUACUUUUACAAUAUUAAAUCCCCAUAAAGCUACAUUUCAACUUCACAUUGCCAUUCUGGGAGAUCAAAUGAUAUUACCACAUGCCUGCCUUUUGUUUUGUGUGUAACGGAUGAGAUGGCAUACAUUUGUAAAAUAAAUAUAAACAAUAUGAUGCAUUAAAAUAAGAAAAUAUAA